Molecule: messenger RNA, 3071 nt
Organism: Hypomesus transpacificus
Lineage: Eukaryota; Metazoa; Chordata; Actinopteri; Osmeriformes; Osmeridae
Gene: hs2st1a
Product: heparan sulfate 2-O-sulfotransferase 1a
Exons: 7
Coding region: 490-1563 (357 amino acids)
Cellular component (GO): membrane
Molecular function (GO): heparan sulfate 2-sulfotransferase activity
Source: RefSeq, a predicted model, not a curated record
CCUGUCGCCAAAUCUGGAAAAUUAAAAGAAAAUGUCCAAUCGUGUCAACAGGCGUUAGCUGCCGACGAAUGGAAACCCUGACCAUUUUAGUGGACUGUUGGAGCAACCAAUAGCAUUUGUGCUACGAAAAGUCCCCCAUCGCCGACGAUCGCUGUGCGGAGUAGCCUACGCUGAACGGGACAACACUAGAAGACUGGCACAGCCAGAGGAUCACAAGCCUCAAUAACUACUCGUUAGAGGCACUAUAACCACAAACGGGGUGCGUCUUGUGCUGUUCAAUGUUGUGAAAGUACAGUAUUUUAGAAGCAAACCCGGUUUACCCAAAUUUUAUAUUCUCGGAUUAGGGAUUUGAUCACUGGAUAACAUCAUUGGAAAUACAGGGCCACCAUGCACAGACACCCGCUCUCCUGGUAGCAAAUUGCCAGCGUUAUACUGCCUCUUAUUGUUGUAUUUCUGACAUGGAAUAACACGUUUUAACUGGAUUGUUUUAUGGGGCUACUAAGGAUCAUGAUGCCGCCCAAGUUUCAGCUUCUGGCGCUAUUGGCAUUCGCCGUAGCCAUGGUCUUCUUGGAGAAUCAAAUCCAGAAGCUGGAAGAGUCCCGAGGAAAGCUCGAGCGGGCCAUCGCCCGACACGAGGUGCGCGAGAUCGAGCAGCGGCACACGCAGGACGGCCUGAGGGAGCGGGAGGCGCCGUCGGCGGGGGCCGAGGACGUGGUGAUCAUCUACAACCGCGUGCCCAAGACGGCGAGCACCUCCUUCACCAACAUCGCCUACGACCUGUGUGCCAAGAACCAUUUCCACGUGCUGCACAUCAACACCACCAAGAACAACCCCGUCAUGUCCAUGCAGGACCAGGUGCGAUUUGUGAAGAACGUGACGUCGUGGCGGGAGAUGAAGCCGGCGAUCUACCAUGGACACGUUUCCUUCCUGGACUUCACCAAAUUUGGGGUGAAGAACAAACCCAUCUAUAUUAAUGUAAUCCGGGACCCAAUCGAACGCCUGGUUUCCUACUACUACUUCCUGCGUUUUGGGGAUGACUACAGGCCUGGGCUGAGGCGCAGGAAACAAGGAGACAAGAAGACGUUUGAUGAGUGUGUUUCUGCGGGAGGCUCGGACUGCGCUCCAGAGAAGCUCUGGUUACAGAUCCCCUUCUUCUGUGGUCACUACUCCGAAUGCUGGAAUGUAGGCAGUCACUGGGCCCUGGAGCAGGCCAAGUACAACCUGGUGAAUGAGUACCUGCUGGUGGGGGUGACUGAGGAGCUGGAGGACUUUGUCAUGAUGCUGGAGGCCGCGCUGCCACGAUUCUUUAGGGGCGCCACAGAACUCUACAAAACAGGUAAGAAGUCUCAUCUGAGGAAGACCAGCGAGAAGAAGCCCCCCACCAAAGAGUCCAUCGCAAAACUGCAGCAGUCAGCCAUCUGGAAGAUGGAGAACGAGUUCUACGAAUUUGCCCUGGAGCAGUUCCAGUUUGUCCGAGCGCACGCCGUCCGAGAGAAAGACGGGGAACUCUAUCUGCUUGCCCAGAACUUCUUCUAUGAGAAGAUAUACCCCAAAACCAACUGAGGCAGAGACACACAGGAGAAGUAUGUCUACCCAGUCCCAUUCACUCACCAGGGACAGAGAGGGGGAGGGAGUCAUUUCCGCCAAUAAACCUUUACAUCCACAUGGGCUAAUCUAUGGAAAUGCCUGUCCUCAAGUUGAGUCAGCAGUUUCUGAAUGUUGUCUUUGAAACUGACUCCUCCAUCUCCACAGUAACCAAACAGAACCAAGAGGUCUUCUACAUGUGAAAUUGCCAGGAGGUCCCCACCAGUGGUUCCCACCAGUGGUUCCCACCAGUGGUUCCCACCAGUGGUUCCCACCAGUCCACUGGACUCCUUUUUCACUUUCAGGUGAAAGGUCACUGGAGCUUGACUGACACAUGGCUAGAGACAAGUUGGCUCCGUCUAUAUGGUACCUGACCAGACUUCAAAUCACAUCACAUUAAUAGUAUACUCCUUCCAAAGAGGACAUAUUUGGGAUGGAGUAUUUGGUUGUCUGUUCUUGUAUUUCUACCCUGCCCCCACUAUCAUUAUCUAUGGAAAAAUGGUAAUAAACCUUUUACCUUAGAGAGUCAAUUUAGUGGUGAAAUGACAGCCCUGCUACACAAGGAACUCAACACUUUCAACUACUGUGCUAUCUUAGCCUUUUCUUAUAAACUGAAGAUACUUUUAUGAAAUCUAAAUCCUGUGAACAUGGACUUCAUUGGGUGGCAAACACCCAACUAACUACUAUUCAUGUCUGUGGUACUAUUGUGUGUUUUAUACUGUGUUCAUGUUACUGUUUUAUGAAUCUUGUACACUGUUACCAAGGAUUUUUCCAAGGUGAUAUGGAACUGUUUACACAUGUGAAAUAUGGAAGAUUAUUACAAAAUAAAACUGUUGUAAAUAAUUACUACUUUCAGUACAAAUUUUUUAUUUGCUUUGUUAACAGCUUUGUAAGUGUCUGGUCUGUACAUUUCUUUCAGCUUUGCUCUUUCUUUUAUCGUUUUUGGAUAGUUUUUUUAAACAAUUUUGUCAAUUCAGAAUCGUAGGUCACAUGCAUCACUGUGCUGCCAAAAUGCUAUCAUAUUUAUAUAACCAUAGCCAGAAUUUACCUUGUUAGGAUCUCCUUUGUAUUUCACUGUUUUCCCCUUUUAUUGAUUUCUAAUCUUUGGUGUGCCAUUGUAGUUGCAGUAUAGCUGCCUAACAAAAAAGUCCACAGUAUUCUCCGGGUCUCCUUGGUUCAGGCCGAGACGCCAUUAUGAAGAGCAGAAGGACUGAGAGGAGACUGUAGGUCAGUCAUUACCUGGGAUACACAGAAGUUUAGGCCUACACAAUAGACAAUGUACUUGACUUCUUGCGUUAAGGUCUAUUUGAAGAGGCUGCUGUCAAAGGCUUAGUUUCUUAGCAUAUUGUGCCUUGCUCCUCGCCUAAAUAAAUUGACUUUUUUUUCUUCUCUUUGGCAGUUUUAUCUGCUGGAAUGUCAACAUCAACUUGUCUUGUUUAUUUCAUGCUUAAGUUUAUGUUGCCAAAAACACAGAAUUUAAUAAAAAA